Molecule: messenger RNA, 384 nt
Organism: Trichoplax adhaerens
Lineage: Eukaryota; Metazoa; Placozoa; Uniplacotomia; Trichoplacea; Trichoplacidae
Exons: 1
Molecular function (GO): protein binding
Source: RefSeq, a predicted model, not a curated record
GCAGCUGAACGCGGUAAUUCUGCUGUUGUUUAUAGCCUACUGAAGACUGUUGCGAAUGUUAACGACACUGAUGGUAAAAAAAAUACGCCAUUAUUGUUGGCUGCCGCACGAGGCCGUACUAAAGUAGUGCAAGUAAUUAUUAAUUAUAAAAAUAGCCACCCCAAUAUUGAUCUUGCAAUGAAUAAUCUCAAUGGCGAUACGGCCCUUCAUGUAGCAUGCGAAAAUGGACAUGCAGCUAUAGUCCAGCUACUACUGAGUUGUAGUGAUUUUAUUCGUGAUAUUAAUGCUCAGAAUGUUAAAGGAGACACUGCUCUCCAUUUAGCUGCUCGUAACGGAAAUCGGGAUAUCGUUCAAGAAAUCUUAAAGAUUGAUACCCUCGAUUGU